AUGUUAUCGGAGCCAUGGAUGGAAAGGAAUUUAGAAUUCAACCGCCACCUCAUAGUGGUAGUACCACCCCCUUGCACUUUACCAAGGAGCGAAGAAAAAUCUACAUUUUUUCUUAUUGGGGAUGAGAUAUUUCCAUUUACAGAAUUUCUCAUGGUUCCAUUUGCUCGUCGGAAUAUUUUAAAUGCUGCUAAGGAAAAUUUCAAUCGAAGAUUAUCAAGAGCGAGAAAUACCAUAGAGGCGAGUUUUGGAUUUUUGGUUUCCACUUUUCAGCUUUUAAAACAAACCUUACGGUUUAAAUUGGAAACUUCAAUUAAGAUUGUCCUAGCAGCAGUUUGUUUGCAUAAUUUUUUAAUUACCAGGCGAAUGGAACGUGGUGAAAAUAUUGAUUUCUCAACACAAGAGGAAAGACCAGAAGUCCUCGUUUUUGGUGACAGAGAAGAAACACAAGAAGAAGAAGAAGUUGAAGAAGAUCAAUUUGGUGAUGGCGCAAUUCACCAACGAGAAGUUUUGAUGAACUAUUUUAUGUCAGAAGCUGGUGCAAAUUAAUAAUUUAAAGAAAGAUAUUUUAAUGUUCUUUUAUAAAGCAAAAUGUUUCAAAACUUAAUUUUCAAAGAUUUUAACAAAACACUUAAAAAUGACUAUUUCAAGGUCUGUAAUCUUCUAGUUCUAGAAAUUUUGAAUUUAUCAGAAA
Molecule: messenger RNA, 691 nt
Organism: Leptopilina heterotoma
Lineage: Eukaryota; Metazoa; Arthropoda; Insecta; Hymenoptera; Figitidae
Exons: 3
Coding region: 1-546 (181 amino acids)
Source: RefSeq, a predicted model, not a curated record